CUGGAGAAAACUGAUGAAUCGUAGGUCAUGGCCAUCUCUAUAUUUUGAAUCGAUGAAGACAACGCUUGCGCCAUUCAAAUGAAUGCUCGAGUCGACCACAUGAAAUUUAUUAUGUUUGAUAAUUCACGAUUGAAAUAAACAUGGGCUGGAAUUCCUUCUCAACUUUCGAAAACGAAGUUUCAUUUCAGUCUGAUUGUAGAUGAUAAGCGAAUUGUUUGAAUUGUCGGAGCCAUGGCCUCACCAGUGACAAAGCUAGCAAGAAGUAGACAGUUUCAGUUUGCUUUUCACCAGGCGUUGUCUGCAUUGACAUCAUCCUGUAUGAGUGUGAUACAUUCAGAAGUGCAGAAACUUUCGAGUAGAACUAUGGCAACUCAACAAACGAAACAAGGUGAUGAUCCAAUUGUAUGUCUGGAUGAAGCUCGUCGCUUCAUGGUGGAUUGUUUCAAAGCUGUUGGGUGUAAUCAAAAUCAUGCUGAAAUAGUGGCGGAAAAUUUAUUAGCUGCCGAUUACAGAGGACAUUACAGCCAUGGAAUGAAUAGAUUAGACUCCAAUCACUUCGGCAUAGCGGGGAUCUACAGUCUUCAAGCUAUUGAAAGGGGUUUUUUAGGAAUGAGUUUUACUAACACGUCACCCUUCAUGGUGCCAACUAGAUCAAAAGAGGUCGCUCUGGGAACUAACCCCAUAUCCCUCGGUGCACCAGGACUGAACGGAGAUAGUUUCGUGCUGGACAUGGCCACAACAGCAGUCGCAGUUGGGAAGAUAGAGAUCCAACGAAGAAAAAAUGAACCAAUCCCCAGUGGUUGGGCUCUUAAUAACGAUGGAAGACUCGAAACUGACGCCAACAUUGCCUAUGACGCUGGAAAACUCUUGCCUCUUGGUGGAGAAGAACUGAACUCAGGAUAUAAGGGUUAUGGUUUAGGAAUGAUGGUUGAGAUAUUUUGCGGAAUAUUAUCAGGUUCGAAGUAUGGACCCAAUAUUCGAAAAUGGAGUGCUUUCUCUGAAAUCGCCGACAACGGACAAGCAUUCAUUGCAAUCGAUCCCAAUGCUUUUGCAUCCGGUUUUGAAGAAAGAAUGAGUGAUUUGAUGGGAACGCUGCGAAAAAUGGAACCAGUGAGAAUGAACACUUCCAGUAUGGGAUAA
Messenger RNA from Leptinotarsa decemlineata (Colorado potato beetle), 1140 nucleotides. RefSeq lists its product as uncharacterized. The record is from RefSeq and is a predicted model, not a curated record. Gene Ontology annotation, molecular function: oxidoreductase activity. Lineage: Eukaryota; Metazoa; Arthropoda; Insecta; Coleoptera; Chrysomelidae.